Gadus macrocephalus (Pacific cod) is the source of this 2032-nucleotide messenger RNA. RefSeq names its product OTU deubiquitinase 3 (gene otud3). Gene Ontology annotation, biological process: protein deubiquitination. The transcript has 8 exons. Gene Ontology annotation, molecular function: cysteine-type deubiquitinase activity. NCBI's taxonomy places the organism in Eukaryota, Metazoa, Chordata, Actinopteri, Gadiformes, Gadidae. The record is from RefSeq and is a predicted model, not a curated record. The coding region runs from base 467 to 1504 and encodes 345 amino acids.
AUGCGGAAGUGGAUUUGUAAACAAAACGAAGAGUAAAGCGAAUUUAUUUUGCCUUCGCCAAAACAAAAGCGAUAUCUUAGGGAUUUCAAAGAAAUAGUACAUGUAAGUAAUGCGUUUGCGCUUGGUCAAAAAUCCUCAUCAACUUAGUUCUGGAAAUUGCAUUUUUAAUUGGCAAACGAUGCAUGUACAUUUGAUUAAUAUAACAAUUUAGGAAGCUAGCUGCAGAUGUUAGCAAGUUGCUACAUGCCCAUAUAUUAAUUGGCAGGUUUGCCCUCGACUUCUUCCACCAAGGGAAAUAUUCACAAUUUCACAAUAUAAAACCCAAACUAACCCAACAAAGGGCACGCAGGUUCGUUCACUGAUGAAAGUCAAAGACGUGGAAGGAAAUCUGAAGUUGCCAAGCUGUCCAUUGGACAAGGAGAGAAGCACCGAACAGGGAUAGGCGGCAACAACCAGUGUGGCCGCCAUGUCGAGGAAGCAGGUGGUCAAACCGGUCCGCGGCAACAAGAAAGGCGACGUUGAGCGCAAGAGAGACGGGCGGGCAGCCCGGCGUGCCAUCGCCAAAGACCGCAAGAACCGCCCCCAGGACGCCGAUGAUGGGGAAGAGUUUGUCAGCUUCUCCAAUCAGCUGCAGAGCCUGGGCCUGAAGCUGAGAGAGAUACCUGGAGAUGGGAACUGUCUGUUCAGAGCUCUGGGGGACCAGCUGGAGGGCCACUCCCGGGGACACAUUAACCUGCGCCAGGAGACGGUCGAGUACAUGAAGUCCCAUCGGAAGGACUUUGAGCCCUUUGUGGAGGACGACGUCCCCUUCGCAGAUCACUUGUCUAACCUCUCCCAGCCGGGAACGUUUGCCGGUAAUGACGCCAUUGUUGCCUUCGCCCGCAGCCAGGAACUGAAGGUGGUCAUUCACCAGCUGAACACCCCGCUUUGGGAGAUCAAAGGUGUUGACAAGCACGCGUGCAGAGAGAUGCACAUCGCCUAUCGCUACGGCGACCAUUAUGACAGCGUCCGCCGCAUCGGAGACAACUCGGAAAGCCCGGCCCAGCUGCGCAUAGAGAAUCUGCACAACGCUGACGGGCAGCAGCGGCAGUUUGGAGACGGACAGAUGACGGCGGGAGAGCGCUCUCCCCCGCUGUACGAGGACAACGUGAUCCUGAGCACCUAUCAGCACCCAGCCGUCGAUGACGAGGAGUACCUCGGGCAGCUGAGCGCAGCCACCCUCAACGCUGAGUGGCUGUUAGACCCCGAGCCAGGAUCCAUCUCGGCCUGCAGUGGGACCCCCCCAGCAGGCAGUGACCCCCGGCCACCACCAGAGGGCAACAACGCGCAGAAAGCCAAGGUUUCAAACAAGCUGAAGAAGGAGCAGCUGCGGCUGGAGAAGAAGAAGCGCCAGGAGGAGAGGCAUCGACAGAAGGUCAUCCAGAGCAAAGGAGCCCCAGAACACAACCAGAACCUGCCAGAGCCGGUGACGCUGGUGCCAGCGCUGAACACCCUCAGUAUAUAGACCCCAGGGGGGCGGCCCCAACAACAACCAUAACGACAACGAGCAACCCUGAGACUCUCGCUGCCGACGGUUGGCGACAAUGUUUUGCACAUGAUGCUACAGUUCUUUGAUGGUUGGUGAGGCUGUCUGUGGAAGAGCCUCCAUAGUUAGGUGUUAAAAUGCCUUUCACAACCACUUUGAAUUGUGAAGCAGUGCCUGCGUUCGAUGUGUGUCUGCGUGCAUGUGUGUGUUCUUGGGAUGCUUGAAAUCGAGUGCAGCGUUGCAUUCGGCGGGUUAUUUUCUUUGUGCCAAGCGGGUAAGUAAAUAGGUUGUUUCUCAAGAGAUUUGGUUCCUAUCUAGCUUAAGGACAUGGUAGUGAGCUUCGCUGGGUAACGUAGGAUAGCUACAUUACCCCCCUGCUGAUCAAUCACUUUUUCCCAUUUAUAUUAAUUUGUUAUUUUUAUGCUCAGUUGUAGCCAAAGACUAAAGUAAAGGUUUUCAUGGGACAAAAAUGGAAUAUGGCAAUAAAGCAUAAUUACUGUUAUAAUG